Messenger RNA from Meleagris gallopavo (turkey), 501 nucleotides. The record is from RefSeq and is a predicted model, not a curated record. Lineage: Eukaryota; Metazoa; Chordata; Aves; Galliformes; Phasianidae.
GACACCUAGGCUUUCAGCAUGUCUGGCAGAGGCAAGGGCGGGAAGGGGCUCGGCAAGGGGGGCGCCAAGCGCCACCGCAAGGUGCUGCGCGACAACAUCCAAGGCAUCACCAAGCCGGCCAUCCGCCGCCUGGCGCGGCGCGGCGGCGUCAAGCGCAUCUCGGGGCUCAUCUACGAGGAGACGCGCGGCGUGCUCAAGGUCUUCCUGGAGAACGUCAUCCGCGACGCCGUCACCUACACCGAGCACGCCAAGAGGAAGACGGUCACGGCCAUGGACGUGGUCUACGCGCUCAAGCGCCAGGGACGCACCCUCUACGGUUUCGGCGGUUAAACUCGUCUCUGAUUUCGGCAACCCAGACACGCUUUCAGCAACCCAAAGGCUCUUUUCAGAGCCGCCCACUUGGUUCCAACAAAGAGCUGUAUCGCUUUGCCUAAAUGCGCCGAGAAUUUUUUUAUUUACUUGAUAGUUUCGGUCUUUUCGUGUUUCCCAGCUGGAUUCUCA